Messenger RNA from Hypoxylon fragiforme, 3888 nucleotides. RefSeq lists its product as uncharacterized. Gene Ontology annotation, molecular function: zinc ion binding; SUMO ligase activity. The transcript has 3 exons. Bases 145 to 3735 code for a protein of 1196 amino acids. NCBI's taxonomy places the organism in Eukaryota, Fungi, Ascomycota, Sordariomycetes, Xylariales, Hypoxylaceae. The record is from RefSeq and is a predicted model, not a curated record. Gene Ontology annotation, biological process: protein sumoylation.
UAUAGAAUAUUCGCACUUAUACAGAUUACUUGACUUAGAUACAUAUGUCUCCCGCACUUUGUCGCUGGCGAUACCAACGGGGAUACGAAGGACCAAGUCAUAAACCGUUGUAGCCUUAAUAACUCCAUCCAUCACUGAUGACUGAUGGCGCCGACUGGUGGACGACGAUCGUCAGCAGGGUUGAAUCCAAACACAGAGGCAUCGUCGGACUGGCAAGUUGCGGCAUCUAAUUCCACCUUGAAUACUUGGGUUGGACGUCGACAGCCAUCAUGGCUUACCAACGCGAAACCCGUCAAGCCAUCUCCUCGUCAUUCACAACCACCCAAACAACCAACUACAACAAUAGAGACGACGCCCCCCAUUGUCACGACUACCCAGACUACCCAGACUACCCAAGCUGCCCAAACCACUCAAACUACCUCUGUUACCCCAGAGUCAGUACCCACGGCAGCGCCAGUGUUUGUUCCCGACCUCGUCUCAGCCUCGCCACCUCCAACUUCCGAAUCUCACCGUCUUCCCCAUCUCCGUCCAUCCAUUCAUACACCAUCCUCGACUGCAGCUGCAAAUACCGUCCUUCCUUCACCUGCACCCAGCGACGAACCUAGUCCAGGCGUGCCUGAGGCACAAAACGCGAUACCAGUGACCCGAGCCUAUUUCUCACUGGACGACGAUAAGACAGGAAAUAAACCUAAGGAACGACCCCACAUUCGAGUGUCAAGCGUUCGGAGCUCGCGAACAGGCAGAGAAACUUCGGCCUCUCCGAAUACACCUACAAAUCCAAAUAUGGCACUCAACACACCCCCGACGCCCAACUUGCUCCCAACGCAUGUCAACAUUACGCCGCAGGAGCGAUCAGAGCAGCCUGUUGCCAAGAGACGACGUGUCAUGUAUGUAUACAACUUCUUGGUCCCCUUCACUUCAAAAUUAUUGUCGGCGAGGAUAAAGUAUAUUGAUUUGAUUGUGUGUCACAGGAAUGCAUUGCGCCUAUUUCUAGACGCAAAAGGUGCCAUGGAAAAUAUUCAAGAAAGGAUCCGGUCCAGUGGUGGCGAGCAAGCUCUAGAUGUACAGAUUGAACGACCUCGGUUUUUACUCCUUUUACAGGCUUGUGAAGACGGUGAUCUAUUUUUUGUUGGGUUACACCAGCUCUUCUGCACCUGGACGUCACAACAAAUCAUAGUUCAUCGGCUUUGUGACGCCACUGGGCAUAACCCGUCCCUCGUAGACAUGGCCUUUGGUACUAUGGGGACUAUCUUGAAGAGUAAUUCGAGAUUAAGCCCGUCACAUAUCCAAUGGUUUUCUACAUUCCCAGCUCCACUUAAUGACUUGAUGGAUGAUCCUUUGUAUACAACUAUACUGAGACAAGUUCUUGACUUUCUCAUGUGCGUGGGUCAUAAAUGGGGAAUUGUCCAGCAUGAGCAUCAGAUGAAUGGUCAUCCCAUUCUUAUGACCGAAUUCCUUGCUGUCUUUCGACUGUUCUCUCCUAUUUUACAGGCAAUAAUGUUUCGGGCAUCAAGGCGAAGUGUCGGUGUCGAUGAAGGGAAUGCUGCCGUGCAGAUGGAAUCGCUUUUUAAAGCCGACCAGAGAAGGCAUCUCAACCCGGAUGGUUCCUUCAUAAUAACAACCCCGUCUCCGAAAUAUCAAGAGUACAACCUUAACCUCGUGAAAAAGUAUAAGGCUAUCAUUCAUGAUGCACGACGCCAACAACAACAGCAACAGCAGCAACAACAGCCGCAACAGCAACCAGGGGCUUAUCAAGGUAUUCAGCAGCCUAUCCCUCCCCAGCCAGUGCGCUUUCAACAGCAAGGAUCAUACAACCCUCAUAUGAAUAUGGGAUUGGUUUCCCAGGCCCAGCAAAAUCCCAAUCAAAUAGUCCAAUUCAACCAUUUCUCUCCCCAGUUACCUACCAACUCCGCACCCGGCGCUUCUGGAGCACAGUUUCUUUAUACGCAACAUACGACCAACGUUCAGCCAAACAUGUCCAUCCAGUCUUCCGGCUCACUCUUUUUUCCUGCGAAUGCAAACCCAUCUAUAGUGCCAUCUCAUCGUGGAGAUUCUAUCAACUCCAUGACCCCUAGACCUUUUAUAGGCUCCACCUCACUCCGUCAGCCGGCUAAUGUUCAUCCUCAUCAAACACAAUUCAGCCAACACGGCAGUUCAGUCCCACUACCACAUGCUGGGUACUCACAGCACUUGACUUUGUUGACACAGCAACAUCAGCAAUAUCCUCCAGGCUCAGCCUCUCCCCAGCCGGUUUCUAAUACAGGAAGACCUCUUUACCCAAUGCCACUAUCUGGACGCCAGCCCCAGGUUUUCCCACAACAAUCUUCCAACCUAGUGAAUCAGUAUAAUGCCAGCUUUCCCUUAAAUGGGAGUGUACCCAAUGCACAACCAGCUCGGCAACCCGUUCACUUGGUAAAUAAUGCCCUGCCUCCAAAUGGCUCCCCUCAACUUUCCAUGGACCCCCAACUCCGCGCUAGGACCGUCGUACACGACAAGGAUCGAUUCUUUCCAUCUCCAAACAUGCGAAUUAGCAUACAAGACUAUCCCCACAGUCACUAUGAUCGAAGGUCUGUCAUAUCCUCUCUCCAUCAAGCUGAGCUUCGAAGUCCAGUGCGAAGGCCUAGAGAGCUACGCUCAACGGAAAGGUAUUACCAAGCAGUCAAAUGCUUUGCUCUGUGCCCAGUUGCGACGCCGGUUCAGCCUUACUUGCACCAUUUCAAGUUCACCGUACCGGAAUCUGACCUCAUCAAGCUUUCUAAGGAUGAGGCGAUGUCAAAUAUGGCUUCAUCAAAGUCUUUUCCGGUGAAUGUGUUUUUCGAUGGAUCUCUACGUCUCCGUGUGCGAUGUUGCUACAGAAAGACUUCCUUGCCUGCUUUUUCUGAAAGCGACUGGGUGACAACUGAGACGAUUUGGCCUGAGCAUAUCUUCAUGGAGCUGAAUAAGUCCACCCUUGGAAUCAGGCGAAAAGCACACCAUUCGAAGGACUUACCAGUUGAAAUUUCAUCGUUCAUCCAAGUUGAGAACUCGCUCGACGUUCUUAUCACUCAAGGGAGCUACGAACGCCAGGGUCAAGUACCCUACAUUGCAGUGGAAGUUGUAGAGACUCUGAGUCACAGUACCAUAAUCCAAAUGGUAAAGGAACACGGGCUCUCCCCAGCUAGUGUGACGGAACAAAUCAUCAAAAAUCGCCUGGGUGGAUCGUCAACCAGAAGGGUAGACGACGAUGAGCUAGCCAUAGCCGAUUACCUGUCCAUCGAUCUUGCGGAUCCCUUUAGCAGGACUAUAUUCACCAUUCCUGUCCGGGGGGAAAGCUGUACGCAUCUUGAGUGUUUUGACCUUGAAUUAUGGCUCAACACACGACUUGGCAAAAAGUCAUGCUACUGCGGCACUCCCGGAAAGUGCACACAGUGCCCUAAGGAGCCGUCCCUUGUAGACAAGUGGAAGUGCCCAUUGUGCAACGGUGAUGCACGCCCUUAUAGCUUACGUGUCGACGAGUUUCUUAUGCGAGUGCGCUCUCGAUUAGAGAGCGAGGAUAAACUUCAUACCAAGUGUAUCCUUGUCUCUGCCGAUGGAACUUGGAAACCCAAAGAAGAACCUGGCGAUAAUGAAAGCGACGUUGACAGUGACGAGGGGGGCAUUGCUGCCUCGCCUACCAAGAAGCCUUCUAGAUCCACUACCACGCCCCUCCAACACGAUAAAUCAUACGUUGAAAUUGUUGAGAUUGAUGAUGAUUAGAGAAUCAUCGCACAUAUAUACUAGGUACUAGGUACCUAGUGUGUAUAUUGAGCAGCACGCGAAAUACCAAUGCUCCAGGUAUGAAUGAUAGUGGAUGAUCAGAUUAACUUCAUUCCGACCCAAAAGAUGUGACUAGUUUUAUAGACAAAGUCA